Messenger RNA from Diabrotica virgifera virgifera (western corn rootworm), 2905 nucleotides. RefSeq lists its product as uncharacterized. Gene Ontology annotation, biological process: multicellular organism development; proteasome-mediated ubiquitin-dependent protein catabolic process. The record is from RefSeq and is a predicted model, not a curated record. Gene Ontology annotation, cellular component: cytoplasm. Lineage: Eukaryota; Metazoa; Arthropoda; Insecta; Coleoptera; Chrysomelidae. The transcript is spliced from 5 exons. Gene Ontology annotation, molecular function: zinc ion binding; ubiquitin conjugating enzyme binding; ubiquitin protein ligase activity. The coding region runs from base 425 to 1273 and encodes 282 amino acids.
GUAACUUAUAUAAAUAAAGUCGUAUAUAAAUUACGAACCGCUAGUUUUAUUGUAAUUAGAAGUAAUUACACUAAUCACGCUACAUUAUCUUUAUUUAUCUUAGUUGUUAUAUUUAAUUGUUUAGAACUGUGAGAAACGAUUAUAUAUUAUUGAUUUUAUUGACUAAAGCCAGUCAUUUGAUAUUUGAUACAAGGUGUGUAGGUACCUACAUCAGUUUUAUUAUUUUCUCGGUCCAUCUUUUUACAUUGACAAUAUUUAAACGACAGAGUUUGAUGUGGAUGAGCCUAUUUUUACUAGGUACUAAAACUAUAAAGUAUAAAGUCAACAUAACUGCUUAUGUUUUAACACACAGACGAUAUAUUAUAAUAGUGUUGAGAAAAAUAUUGGCUCUGGAAAUCAAUAUAAUUGCCCAAUCACAACAAGCAUGGCAGAUAACGAAACUUUGGAGACCUUUCAAAAAAGCCUUAUUAGCAAAUUCGAGUGCCCUGUUUGCUUUAAAUACAUGCAUCCUCCAAUAAGACAAUGUGUGUCUGGACAUAGCUAUUGCACUUCCUGUUUUGAAAACAUUGAGAACUGUGCUUUAUGUAGAGCUGAGAAGAGCCCUAACCGAUGCAUCCUUUUGGAGCAAAUACAUGAUUCUCUCGCAUUUCCAUGCAAAUAUGUUGACGAGGGAUGUAGUUACAGUGAAAAGUGUGACACACUGACAGUCCAUCAGGAAUAUUGCGAAUUUUCGACAGUUUUAUGCCCACUGAGAAAACAUAACGAUUGCAAAUGGACAGGAUUGCGAUAUAAAAUGAUAGAACACUCCAAAACUGAACAUCUGGGCAAUAUAUUUUUCCGAAACGUAAAUAUAUUUGUCGACGAUUAUAAACGAUCGAAAGGUUACUACUUCCUAGUGUACAUACACGACACUCUGUUCCGUUACUCUUUGAACUUUAAUAAAGAAAGCGGAUUAAUAAGGUGUGCAGCGUACAGUUUAGGAAAACCAUCGUUGGACAAAACUUUUCGCUAUAGAAUUACGUUUUUGAAAAAUAAAAACAAAGAAGCCGUUUGUAUGAGCGGACCCUGUUACCAACUCAAGAAUGAAGACGAAUCCCACAAAUUCAUAGGAAAAAAGUAUUUAGUAGCAAAUUUUGAUAUGAUUAAAGAUCUUGUUGACCAUGAUGGUAAUAUUUAUUGCACAAUAUCAAUUAAUAUUGAUCAAAAUCUUGUUCUACCACAAACUAUUGAAAUUGAGGGGGUCAAACGUAAAAGGGUUCAAGUGCAAGUUUGAUAGUUCUGAGAUAAUCAAUUUCAAAGUUGUUUAAGUUUUAUAAAUUCUGGGAGUCAUUAAACAUCAUGUGACGUGCAAGAUGUAGUAAGUAACAGCAUCAGCUAUUAUCCACAGUGUAACUACAACUGGCACGUUGCAUAAUACUUUUGCAUAAUUAGUCUUCAAAAUUCGGUACAAACCUAAUAGUGUACUUGAAAUUAAUCCUGUAUUAACAUGAGGUUUUUACAGAGUACUGAAAAUAGUUUUGUGGUAAAAUGAUUCAAGCCCACUUACCUACAUCCGUUUACUACUACAGUGGAACCUCGAUAACCCGGAUUAAUCGGGUUAUCGAAAAUCCGGGUUAGCCGGAGAGCAUGGUAAAAGUUAAUAAAAUACGGUAUACUUAUAGAUAAAGUCCGUUAUAAUUAAAAUAACAUGAAAUAUAUUAUAUAUGCACAGUACACAUCAACCUUACCUAUAGUUGUAUAUAGUAUAGUAUAUAGAGUAUUGUUCAUUUCUAGGUAAAAAAACUCAGUCAGUUUCGGUUGUGCCAAUAGGAACGAUGUGAUGUUAUUUUAGAACAUUGGCUCUUUCAUUGUUUAAAAGACCAUUGUAAGAAUUUUUUAAAAGACAGUUGGAAAUAAAUCAAAGAAUAUCAGGUGCCUGUUGUUUGCGAUAGCCCGAAAUAAUGAACGUCGCUCUACCGCCGCAGCCGUGUGCCAUGAGUCAUUUUUACAAUCGUGUAGUUCAAAUUACACAAAUACCCAUUAUCUCUCAAAUAAUAUACUCUGGUGAAAGCGAAGUUUUAUCAAUGAAACUCGAUAUUUUUAAGACAUUCUAGAAGAGGCUACAGAUAAAAUGUUUUAACAUAAUAGUACAUACAUUUUUAUUAUUGAAAUAUUUGUCUGAUGAAAAUCGGUCCGGGUUAGCCGGACUUCCGGGUUAUCGGGGGCCGACUUAUAGAGGUUCCACUGAACUUGUUUUUACAGAAUAUUAAAAAUAGUUUUGUGGUAAAAUGGUUCAAAAACACUUAAACCCGUUUUCUACCAAUGCAAAAUGCAAUUGUUUUCAUUAAAAUAAAUGUAAUGGCGAUAGGUGGCGACUGUAGGGCGAAAUAUGCUUGGUAUUUGGUAUUAUACUGGUAUUAUAAUGGUACCUAUUAUACCACCAACUUACAAUACCAUUUAAGUAUACGAAUCUGUACUUCGAGCAUAUUUUUAGAAAAGUGCACUUAAACCCUUUUACUUCAAACCCCUUCAAUUGAAAGUAAAAAUGAACUUGAAUCAGAGUAAUCAGUAAUAAUUAUUUGUGUCUAAUUUUUUUUGGACAAAUUUGUUUAAAGUUAUCAGCAUCAGCUAAAAACAGAAAACAUACAUAUACUACAUUCGCUCUAUACAGAUUUUUUUUGACACAUUCGGAAUAGGAAACAUACAACACAAAAAUUCCUACCUCACACUAUUAACUGCUAAAAUUAACUCAAAUCAACUUAAUCUUUCAUUAAAAAAAGAAGAAUUAUUAGAAAUAGUGUGAGUGUCUACUAAUCUCGUAAAAUUUUGUGAAGUUUAUUUCUACGAAAUAUUUUUAUUUUGUACAAUAAAUAAUUUUCUCAUUUUUGUUACAUUAUAAUGGUGCAAAUAAAUAAUUAUUCAUUGG